Messenger RNA from Rhodamnia argentea, 1489 nucleotides. Its product is annotated as E3 ubiquitin-protein ligase SINAT2-like. Gene Ontology annotation, cellular component: cytoplasm. NCBI's taxonomy places the organism in Eukaryota, Viridiplantae, Streptophyta, Magnoliopsida, Myrtales, Myrtaceae. Gene Ontology annotation, molecular function: ubiquitin protein ligase activity; protein binding; zinc ion binding. Bases 306 to 1235 code for a protein of 309 amino acids. The transcript has 4 exons. The record is from RefSeq and is a predicted model, not a curated record. Gene Ontology annotation, biological process: multicellular organism development; ubiquitin-dependent protein catabolic process.
CCCACCAAUUUUUUUUUUGUGGCCUUCCCGUAACGGCGCAGCGAUCGCUGCGAGCACGAGAUGAUCGAGGUCUCGUCCGGCCAUUUUGAGCUCUCGGAGUCCGAGUCUCUUCAGGCGCUCGUCGCUUUCGUUCGAUUCGGCCCGCGAUUGCGACGGGAAACGUGCUGGAAUUCUCGUCGAGGGCUAAUUCAUCUGUGACUUAAGCUAGGAGAGCAAAUUGGAAACACAAGGAGCGAGAUUGAGAGAGUGGGAAAGGGGGGGCGGGUUACUACUUUUGAAGCGUGGCUGCGGCUACGAGAGGAAGGAUGAGUAAUAUACCUGGCUCUCAAACUUCAUUUACUGAUCAUGAUACUGCAUCAUCAGAGUUGCUGUUGAGAAGGGCCAGUUAUGGAAAAAUUGCCACAGGCUUGGGAGGAAGUGCAUGGACACCCUUAAAUGAGGAUGUGCACGAUCUGCUUGAAUGUCCCGUUUGUAUAAAUUUAAUGUACCCUCCCAUUUACCAGUGUCCAAAUGGCCACACUAUAUGUUCAAGCUGCAAGACCAAACUCGAGAACCUAUGUCCAACUUGUCGCCAUGAGCUUGGAGAUAUACGAUGCUUGGUGCUAGAAAAAGUAGCAGAAUCCCUAGAACUCCCUUGCAGAUUUCAGCUUCUAGGGUGUAGGGGCAUAUUUCCGUACUACAGCAAGCUUAAGCAUGAAAAGAACUGCAAACAUCGUCCCUAUGCUUGCCCUUAUGCUGGAGCCGAUUGUUCUGUUACUGGUGACAUCCCAUUUCUUGUCAUGCAUCUUAAGGAUGAUCACAAUGUUGACAUGCAUGAUGGAUGUACCUUUAACCACAGAUAUGUCAAAUCCAAUCCACGAGAAGUCGAGAAUGCUACAUGGAUGUUGACUAUCUUCAACUGUUUUGGUCGACAAUUUUGCUUGCACUUUGAGGCUUUUCAGCUCGAGAUGGCUCCUGUUUAUAUGGCCUUCCUACGUUUUAUGGGCAACGAGGAUGAAGCGAAGCAGUUCAGCUACAGCCUCGAAGUCGGGGGGAAUCGUAGAAGGUUAAUAUGGCAAGGCAUUCCAAGGAGCAUUCGAGAUAGCCAUAGGAAAGUCCGAGAUAGUCUGGAUGGUCUAAUAAUCCCCAGAACCUUGGCAAUGUCCUUUUCUGGUGGCAACGGACAGGAACUGAAGCUCAAGGUCGCCGGCCGCAUAUGGAAGAAUGGUGAUAUAGAAGCCGGCUAUUACUCGUGACUCAAAGCUUGCUUUAGUCGGUAAGAGAGGCUCACCAGUUUUCCGCUAGCAGGUGCAAUUGCGAGCGGUUUUACUUAAUCCCACGGGAGAAAGGCUUAGCUUAUUCGUGUCGUGGGUGUCUUAAUGUAUGAUGUCUGUAACAUAAUUAUUUCGGGCUAAGCAACUAGCAUUUGAAGACCAGUAUUCAGACAAAUGACGCCAAAAAGAAUUAAUUUUUCGGACUCGAAUCGCUUUCGGGACUCAGCAUUUUCUCA